Messenger RNA from Phaeodactylum tricornutum CCAP 1055/1, 693 nucleotides. RefSeq lists its product with no specific name. Gene Ontology annotation, cellular component: endoplasmic reticulum. The transcript is spliced from 2 exons. Bases 1 to 693 code for a protein of 230 amino acids. Gene Ontology annotation, molecular function: iron ion binding; procollagen-proline 4-dioxygenase activity; L-ascorbic acid binding. The record is from RefSeq and is a predicted model, not a curated record. Gene Ontology annotation, biological process: peptidyl-proline hydroxylation to 4-hydroxy-L-proline. NCBI's taxonomy places the organism in Eukaryota, Bacillariophyta, Bacillariophyceae, Surirellales, Neidiaceae.
AUGAAUCUGACUUUGAAAGUCUUGUCCUGCGCACCUAGGGCCUUCGAAAUCGAAAACUUCCUAUCUCGACAGGAAGUUGAGCAUAUUGUGCAACUUGCUUCGGGUGUUGAUCUCAAACUCUCGUCUACCGGUGACAUAACUGGUCACAAGGAAACACCCAAAGAAUUACAGACAGACUCCCGACGCACACGAACUUCCUAUAACUCUUGGGUACCGCGCGAAAAGUCACCGAUCAUCGACGCAAUUUACCGGCGGGCUGCCGACGUCAUGCGCAUUGAUGAAGCUCUCCUCCGUCAUCGUAGCGACCAUACCGAAUGGACCAACUUGACUUCUACCAAGCCUUUGGCAGAACAGCUACAACUGGUUCACUAUGGACCCGGCCAAGAGUACACGGCCCAUCAUGACUUCGGCUUCUCGCGCAUCGAUGAUCAGUUUCAAGGGGCCCGCUUUGGAACUUUACUUUUGUACUUGAAUGAGGGCAUGACAGGAGGAGAAACGAGCUUUCCACGAUGGUCGAAUGCAGAAACAUUUCAUGAACUAUCCAUCAAACCCGAAGUCGGCAAAGCGGUCUUGUUUUACAGCCAACUUCCUGACGGUAAUCUUGAUGAUCUCUCCCACCAUGCGGCGAAACCUGUCACGGAUGGAGAAAAAUGGUUGAUCAACUUGUGGACAUGGGACCCCAUUUACGAUUGA